ACCCCGGAACUCAGAACACUGUGGCUGAGGCUGCUGUGGCCUCAGUGUGUCCAGGAAGGGACUCCAUUUCUGCCUCUGGAUUUCUUGAGAACACCCAGCUGCCUGCGGGUCCUGCUCAGGUCACAAAGGGAACCAGGAGCCUGUUCUUCAGGCCACGACUUCCUUCCUCAAGUGCCCCAGAGUUUACUGGCCCAGCCCUGGUAGGGCCCCAGUGGGCCUGAGAGUAACCAGGCUUCCUGCAGGUAUAAGAAGUGCUCAUCAUCAUGUCUUCACAACGACCCUGGGAGGCAGGGACUAUUCACCCAUUCUACAGAUGGGGACGCUACACUCUGACGGUGGGCUUUGCAAGUCUGAGGAUCUGUGAACAUCGCCAAAGUCCAGGAUCUGAGGACAGCCAUGGAGUGGCUCUGGAUGUCUCUGCUGCUGGUGGCCUCUUGUACCUCCACUGUCCAGGGCUCACGAGAGGUGGACGUCAAGGAGGCCAGCAUCAACACGUCCCAGCCCUUGCACAUCCUGGUGGAACGCAACCUGCUGGUGCUCACACCUGCCGGCCUGACCCACAUGCUGAACCAGACCCGCUUCCUCAUGGUGCUUUUCUACAACCCAUCCUCGAAGCAAUCCAGGAACAUGGCUGAGGAGCUGGGCAAAGCUGUGGAGAUCAUGGGCAAAGGCAAGAACGGGGUCGGCUUUGGCAAAGUGGACAUCACCAUCGAGAAAGAACUUCAGAAGGAGUUUGACAUUAAGACAACCCCAGAUUUGAAGCUGUUUUUUGAGGGGAAUAGAUCAGAGCCCAUCAGCUGCAAAGGAGUGGUUGAAUCUACUGCCUUGGUUGUUUGGUUGAGAAGACAAAUUAGCCAGAAAGCAUUUUUGUUCACUGAUACCCAGCAGGUGGUAGAAUUUGUGAAAUCCAGGCCCUUGGUCAUCAUUGGCUUCUUCCAGGAUUUAGAGGAAGAAGUAGCGGAGUUGUUCUACGAUGUGAUCAAAGACUUCCCAGAGCUGACAUUUGGAGUGACAUCAAUUAGCAAUGCCAUUGGGCGUUUCCACGUCCCCCUGGACAGUGUUCUGGUGUUCAAAAAGGGAAAAAUUGUGAAACGCCAGGAGCUUAUUUAUGACAGUACCAACAAACAAGUCCUCAGUCAAGUCAUAAAAGAGCACCUCACAGAUUUUGUUAUUGAAUACAACAUUGAGAAUAAGGAUCUGAUUUACGAAUUGAACAUCCUGAACCACAUGCUGCUCUUCAUCUCCAAAAGCUCCAAGUCAUUUGGUACGAUAAUGCAGCAUUAUAAGUUGGCAUUGAAGGAAUUCCAAAACAAGAUCCUUUUCAUCCUUGUGGAUGCAGAUGAACCCAGAAACAGACAUGUCUUCAAAUACUUCCGGAUCACAGAGGUCAAUAUCCCAUCUGUCCAGAUCCUAAACUUAAGCUCUGAUGCGAGAUACAAAAUGCCUUCUGAAGAGAUAACCUAUGAAAACCUCAAGAAAUUCGGCCGCAGCUUCCUGAAUAAUAGUGCCAAGAAACAUCAAUCCAGUGAAGAGAUUCCAAAAUUUUGGGACCAAGGGCCAGUUAAGCAGCUUGUUGGGAAGAAUUUCAAUGUCAUCGUCUUUGACAAGGAGAGGGAUGUAUUUGUGAUGUUCUAUGCACCCUGGUCUGAAAAGUGCAGGGCGCUGUUCCCAGUGUUGGAGGAGUUGGGCAGAAAAUAUCAAAACCACUCCACAGUCACCAUCGCCAAGAUCGACAUCACGGCAAAUGAUAUUCAGCUGAUGAACCUGGACCGGUACCCCUUCUUCAGGCUCUUCCCCACCGACUCUCAAAAAGUUGUACCAUAUAAGGGAGAAUACACCAUGAAGGGCUUUUCAGACUUUCUGGAAAGUCAAAUCAAGACCAGGAUUGAGGAUGAAGAUGAGCUAUUGUCUACUGAGCAAAGUGAAGUGAUAGAAGAGGAGGUAUUAGCUGAGGAAGAAGAGGUACCUUUUAUGGAGAAAGAGUUACCUGAGCAGAAGCUGCCUGAGCUGGAGAAUGGGACCAAGCCGGAAUACCCAGCUGGGCAGAAAGAAAUAGCUGAGAAGGAGAAGAAAGUGGCUAAGCCAAAAGGACCUCCAAGACAAGAGAAGAAACCAAGAGUCAAGGAAGAACUGUAGCUUCUCCAAAGCUAGGAGGGAAGGUGCCCAUCUUCUAGGUCCUGGCAUCAUUUUCUGAGGUGAUCUCUUCCAAUAAAAUUAUUUAUCAUUGUGGUGGGUGGGUAGGGGCUGGAUAAUAAAAGCCCCUGAGUGUCUUC
Equus caballus (horse) is the source of this 2273-nucleotide messenger RNA. The record is from RefSeq and is a predicted model, not a curated record. NCBI's taxonomy places the organism in Eukaryota, Metazoa, Chordata, Mammalia, Perissodactyla, Equidae.